CACAAAAUUCGACGGCGAUUGGAUCGAUACAAAUUAUGUUUAAGGGGUUGCAUGGGUUUCACAGUUUCAAAAAAUCGAAUUUUUUUUUAUUGUCUUAUUAAUUUCUACAACAUCUCGAGAAUAUUAUCCUAAAUUUUCAAGUCCAUCCGAAUAAAAGUUUCGGUGAUACAGCCUUGGGAAGGCGCGCGCUCAAUAUUGUUUGUCUGUAUUUAUUGUCCAUUGCUUUCACUUUCUAAGGGCAGCUAGUUUCAAAUACUUAAGUUGAUGAUUACUUCUCGAAUCACAAAGUUUAUUUAAGAUUAUCCAAAGCAACUGUUGUAAAAUUUAUUAAAAAAUGCCUAAAGUUCCGAGAACUCAGUUAGCGGACGGGGCUCGUAGAAAAGAUAGACCAAGAAAAAGGAGACAAUCAUUCAAUCCUAAAAAUCCGAAAAUUGAUGAUGAUUCCUUCACGAGCACAUCGGCAAAAAAAUUAAAAGGUAACGAUAAAAAUCACGUGCCAGAGGAAGACACGCUCCAAUAUUCAAUUAUAGACUUUGCCUUAGUUUUUUCAACACUCUCGUCGUUUGUGCGAUGUUCUAACAUUAUUAAAAAUAAUGAUGAAGAAAAAUUGUGUAAUGCAAAAUUAGAUUUUAAACAAGGCUCGAAAUUCGGUCUGGGAUUCAAAAUUGUAGUAGCAUGUGAACGAUGCGAUCCGAAAUAUAUUUUAUCAUGUAAACAAAUCGGAAAAAUAUAUGAACUAAAUCGCCGGUUCAUUUUUGUUAUGCGAAUAUUGGGCUUGGGGCUUGCCGGAUGCAAGAAAUUUUGCGGCUUGAUGGAUCUAAGCAGUUCAUUUUUAAAUCAAUCAACAUACGAUUUUUAUAUUGAUAAAAUACAUGAGUGUAUCGGGACAAUUGCUCAAACACUAUUCUCCUCUGUUGCUAAACAAGAAAAGCAAUUAACAAGCUUUGAAAACGACGUUGAAGAUACGACAGAUGUGAGUGUUUCCGGUGACGGUACCUGGAAGAAGCGCGGCUUCGCAUCACUAUAUGGUGUGAGUUCACUAAUCGGAUAUUAUUCGGGAAAAGUCUUGGAUGUGCUUGUAAAAUGCUCUUACUGUAAAUUAUGUGAGUCUUGGGAAAAAAAAUUGAACACGACAGAGUAUGAAGAGUGGAAAGAAGAACAUAUCGCAACAAAUCAAUGCAGCGCCAAUCACACUGGAGCAUCUGGGAACAUGGAAGUAUCUUCGAUUGUUGAAAUGUUUAAACGCUCUAUUGUAAAAUAUGGCCUGAGGUACGUAAACUAUAUAGGAGAUGGGGAUUCAAAAACAUACUCUGGUAUUCUCAAAGCCCAACCUUAUGGUGAAGAUUUUGUUAUCAACAAAAAAGAAUGCGUUGAACAUGUGCAGAAGAGGAUGGGUACCCGUUUACGUAAUUUAGUCAACAAAACAGUUGAGGAAAAACUAGUCAAAGGUAAAAAAACCAAAAAAAAAACUCUUUCUGGCAAAGGUAAACUGACUGGUAAAUUAAUUGACAAAUUAACUGUUUAUUAUGGUUUGGCAAUAAGAAGAAAUUGUGAGUAAGCGGAAAAAAUGAAAGACGCUAUAUGGGCUACUUAUUAUCACUACAGCUCUACAGACAAAAAUCCUCAGCACGGAAAUUGCCCAAAAGGUCCAAACUCCUGGUGCGCCUGGCAGCGAGCAUCGGCUACGAACACACUUUCAUCAUUCAAACAUGAUUAUACUCCAAUACCAGAUGAUGUUUUGACUGCAAUGAAACCUAUCUAUGAAGAUCUCAGUAAGGAUGAGCUUCUGGAGCGGUGUGUUGGCGGUUUUACACAAAAUAAUAAUGAAAGCUUGGACCAGUUAAUCUGGAAGAUCACUCCAAAAAUACUUCCUGCUGGUUCAAAGAUCGUUAAUAUUGCUGCAUUGGUGGCUGCUUGCACUUUUAAUGAAGGAUCAUCAGAUUUAUUAUUAUUUAUGCACGGUAUGGAUUUGAAACUUGGCCGAAAUUCCCACGAAUAUGUCCGAAAUUCAGAUGAAAACCGUGUGUGCGCAGCCGAAAAAAAAUCUGCGAACGAGACUCGCGCAGCCAGGAUUCGUCGUAGACAGGAGCAAAAGAAUGUCCUGGACAUUGCAGCUGCUUCAGGUUCUUUACUCUAUGGCCCAAGAAUCGACGAUUCAAUAUGAUCCUGUCAUGAGUUCUACUGUCAACGCGGACGCACCUUUUUUCCGAGAGGUCACCGGAAAUGACAUCACAUUGCCGGAGUUUUGAAUAUUUUCCUUUGAAAAUUUCAGAAAUUUUUUUUCAAAUGUAUAUCA
This is a messenger RNA of Venturia canescens, 2296 nucleotides long. RefSeq lists its product as uncharacterized. The transcript is spliced from 2 exons. The record is from RefSeq and is a predicted model, not a curated record. NCBI's taxonomy places the organism in Eukaryota, Metazoa, Arthropoda, Insecta, Hymenoptera, Ichneumonidae. The coding region runs from base 1568 to 2164 and encodes 198 amino acids.